Messenger RNA from Solanum dulcamara, 1454 nucleotides. RefSeq lists its product as uncharacterized. The coding region runs from base 174 to 1046 and encodes 290 amino acids. The transcript is spliced from 12 exons. The record is from RefSeq and is a predicted model, not a curated record. NCBI's taxonomy places the organism in Eukaryota, Viridiplantae, Streptophyta, Magnoliopsida, Solanales, Solanaceae.
GAUGCAGAUAACUCUAGCUUAACUGGGUUCAAGUUCAAAUCAAACUUGGGGCAUUUGUGUUAUUCCCAGUUCGUUAAAGCUUAGCUAUAAAUAUUCGAAUGAAUUCUCCUUAGCAUUUUUUGCAAAAAUCAGAAAUCUCAUUUUGUGGAUCUGCAGCAUAAAGCUGAAAAGCUAUGUCGAAGAACAACAAUGGCGGACCGUGUGUUCAACGAGAUCACGAAUCUUCUUACGAUCCAGUUAGAUGGUUGAAUCUGAUGAUUUCGGAGCCUUACUAUCUAUUUCACUUGCUAGUUUUCUUCUCUUACAUCCCCAUUCGUUGCUCCGCUUUCCAAAUCCUCGAUCCUGCUCGCAAUUCGUUUCUGCUUAAACGAGAGAUUCAAGUGUUCAUUGCAUACUGUGUCUUGACUGUUGUGAAGAUUGUAAGGACAGAAAGCUGGGAAUCCUUCAUUCAAGAUACUUUGUUGUUUGCUAAGAUUUUCCUUACUGCCAUCGCUUUAGUUUUGGAUUAUCACUUGGCUCUGUGGUAUGCAUUGGCAUUUUUAGUAAUACACAUUAUAGCACAACAGCCUCCAUAUGAAGGACUAGGUUCUUCAAAUCAUUUGACACCACUGCAGUUGGAGAGUUUGCUUACUGAAGGAAAUACAUCACGAUUUUGGCUGGUUGAAUUUCGCGCUUUCUCCACAUCGGCUUGCGUAUGCACAAGUUCCUUUUUUCCAGAACUUUCAAUAACAUACUCAAAUAAAAAUUUAUCUUUUGGGACAAUUGAUCUUGGACUCUUCCCUAAUGCUGCAGAAAGAUUUGGCAUUUCUCUUGGAAGCUUGAACCAACUUCCAGUGUACAUUCUAUUUGAGAAUGCUGUAGAGGUUGCACGCUUUCCAGAGUUUGAUUCUGAGCCAUAUGUUUUUGGUCCUACCAUUACAAAGAUUCAUCCUGAAUUGGCAAAGUUUACGCUGACCGCCAGCCUUCUGCUACCCUCCUUCUUUAUCCGGAUUUGGGACCAGCGAUGUGAGCAAGUUCAUGCAGAGACUUCUUUGUGGGCGUUUUGAGCUUGACAAAAGACUUCUGGAUUAUGUAAAUGGAAAAUAGGUCAAACAUGAAAGGUAUUUGCGAUCUCUCAUUUGUUCUUCCGACCCCAAUAGAACUCACACGGUUUCUGAAGAUAUUAAUCGGUUGCUGGAUCAGAGAUAUGAAUUUGUUAUCCCCUUGAUGUGGAACAUGAAAUUGAGGGGACUAGUUGAAAGGAAAUUGUCUUUUUCAGUUCUUUUUUUCUUACAUUGUUGACGGGCAUUAGGCGAUCAAGCAGAACGUGCAGUUUGUUCAUAAUUUUGUAUCGAGUUACCACGAUAUUUUGGAGCUUCACUUAUAAAAGCUCGAAUUCUAUGAUACUGUAAUGAAAUUUCACUUUUAAAAAGUUUUAAUUUCAAUAUAUUGUGCUUGAGUUUUACAUGUAUGAA